GGAAGGUCUGUGGCUGGUGCCUGACGCAAUCGCUGGCUACAAGGAAGAAAAUCUCCUGCUGUAGCAACACGUGUACCGGAUUUGUCUGCGGUCUCUGUGAUUUAAUACAUUUAUCCAGUGAGGCAAAAUGGGUGACGGCUUAACACCUGAGGGGAAGGCACAGCUCAUCACACGAAAUCUCCAGGAGGUCCUUGGAGAGGACAAAAUGAAGGAAAUCCUGAAAGAGAGACCUCUGCGGAUAUACUGGGGCACAGCAACCACAGGAAAACCACAUGUGGCUUAUUUUGUUCCUAUGUCCAAGAUCGCAGACUUCCUGAAAGCUGGUUGUGAGGUGACCAUCCUGUUUGCAGACCUGCAUGCAUAUUUAGAUAAUAUGAAAGCACCUUGGGAUCUGCUGGAGCUUCGAACCAGAUACUAUGAGCAGGUUAUCCAGGCCAUGCUACAGAGCAUUGGAGUUCCACUUGAGAGGUUGCGAUUCAUUCGAGGAACAGAAUUUCAACUCAGCAAAGAGUACACUCUGGAUGUAUACAGACUGUCUUCUGUAGUUACUCAGCAUGAUGCUAAGAAAGCUGGAGCUGAGGUAGUAAAACAAGUGGAACACCCGCUGCUCAGUGGGCUUCUGUACCCAGGGUUGCAGGCUCUGGAUGAGGAAUACUUGAAGGUAGAUGCUCAAUUUGGAGGAGUUGACCAAAGGAAAAUCUUCACAUUUGCUGAAAAGUACCUUCCAGCUCUCGGUUAUGCAAAACGUAUUCACCUGAUGAAUCCUAUGGUUCCAGGACUCACUGGGGCUAAAAUGAGCUCCUCUGAGGAGGAAUCCAAAAUUGAUCUCCUGGACUCUCCUGCAGAUGUGAAAAAAAAAUUAAAGAAGGCUUUCUGUGAGCCUGGGAAUAUAGAAAACAAUGGGGUUUUAAGCUUUGUCAGGCAUGUCCUCUUUCCCCUAAAAUCAGAAUUUGUGGUUCUACGUGAUGAGAAAUUUGGAGGAAAUAAAACUUACACAGAUUUUGAAACACUAGAGAAAGACUUUACUGAACAGCUUGUUCAUCCUGGGGAUCUGAAGGCCUCAGUGGAGAAAGCUUUGAACAAGCUGUUAGAUCCAAUCAGAGAAAAGUUUAACAGCCCAGAAAUGAAGAAACUGAGUAAUGAUGCAUAUCCUGGUGCCAGCAAACAAAAGACAGUGCCUAAAGGUUCCACUAAAAACUCUGGGCCUGAGGAGAUCGAUCCUUCUCUUUUAGAUCUGCGGGUUGGGAAGAUUCUCAGUGUGAGGCAGCAUCCAGAUGCAGACAGCCUGUAUGUGGAGUCAGUGGACGUGGGUGAGGAAAAUCCACGUUGUGUGGUCAGCGGGCUUGUGCAAUAUGUUCCCUCUGACCAACUGCUGGGCCGCUCAGUAGUUUUGCUGUGCAACUUAAAACCACAGAAGAUGCGAGGAAUCGAGUCCCAGGGCAUGCUGCUUUGCGCAUCUACGGAAGCGGAACAAAAACAAGUGGAACCACUUGACCCUCCUACAGGUUCUGCUCCAGGUGAGCGGAUCUAUAUUGAGGGAUAUGAGAAUGGAGAACCAGAGGGAGAGCUCAAACCUAAGAAGAAAGUAUUUGAGAAGUUGCAGGUUGACUUCAGGAUUUCAGAUGAUUUAUGUGCUCAGUGGAAAGGGAAGAAUUUUCUGACCAAACUGGGAUCUGUUACCUGUAAAACUCUGCGAGGUGGUAGUAUUAGUUGAGCAUGCCUCCUCCAGAACAUUGUAUUGUGCUCCUGUUUGUCUUCACCUCCAUAGCAGAAUCACACAGCUGGACCCAGGCAGCAGGGGAUAAUCCAUCCACUAUUUAUAUAAUCUUCGGUUGCACAUUACCUGCUUUUUAGGGGCAAUGUCGAGGUGAAAAACUGUAAUGUUGGUAUAAAAUAAAGUUCAGUACC
Molecule: messenger RNA, 1908 nt
Organism: Xenopus tropicalis (tropical clawed frog)
Lineage: Eukaryota; Metazoa; Chordata; Amphibia; Anura; Pipidae
Gene: yars1
Product: tyrosyl-tRNA synthetase 1
Biological process (GO): tRNA aminoacylation for protein translation; response to stress; tyrosyl-tRNA aminoacylation
Cellular component (GO): cytoplasm; nucleus
Molecular function (GO): aminoacyl-tRNA ligase activity; nucleotide binding; ATP binding
Source: RefSeq, marked provisional